This is a messenger RNA of Perkinsus marinus ATCC 50983, 858 nucleotides long. RefSeq lists its product as hypothetical. NCBI's taxonomy places the organism in Eukaryota, Perkinsozoa, Perkinsida, Perkinsidae. The transcript has a single exon. The record is from RefSeq and is a predicted model, not a curated record. Bases 58 to 345 code for a protein of 95 amino acids.
GUCAGUAUUUCUUAAGCGUUCAAGGUGUUCCGUGCUUAUCACCACUCUCACAUUCAUAUGAAGAUAUUCUACAUUCUGGCUAUCCUGCUCGCCCUGGGUGUUGUUAACGGUGAUGUUCACGUGGAUGAUACCGAGAAGAUCUUUUCCGACAUGAUGAUGAAUAGGCAGGCCGAUAAUGGCGGUCAUGUAUCCGACUUCGACCAGAAACAAGACUCGCCUAACAACCUUGGAGAGCCAUUUUCUUGUGCUGCGUGUAAAACCUGCAAGACACUGAGGUAUGUUCCGGCUAUCUGCUGGGGAGUAUAUCUUGGGUGUGGCGGUAACUGCCACCAACAUUGUUGUUGACUGCGGUAAUUGUUGGGAUCAUCCCAAUGGGAUGGAUAUAUUUGAUGUUUUUGCCCGACCAACAAGCCAGGUGUAGUGUACACCGUGUACAUCUCCCAUACAUGUUCAGACAUGACUUUAUAUCUCGACCCAUUUUCAUUUCCUCAGCUAGAAUUUCAGUCGCGUCGGUCCAAGAAAGUUAUCUGAUGCAAAACUAGUUUCGUUGUCAGCCUCAGGAUGCCAUCCCUGGUCACGGCUAUCUUUAAGGUCGUGCGGCACAGUGUUGCUGAGGAUGCAUCACGAGAUGACCCACAUUGGUUUAGCAUGUCGUCGAGUCUUUUUUGUAUUAACCUUGUCCCUGCUGAUAUGUGCUGUAUGCGCCACCGUUGAUGGCUUGCGUAUAGCUAUCGACGCUUCAUAGAUCGCUCUGUCGUGUCCCACCAUAGUAUGGAUUCCAUACCCUUCAGAGGUCUAUUUGGUGGAUAAAGUGGCUAUGUUCGCGGAUAAAUUAUUUACAUACAGGGUUAUGAACAC